GUAUAUGCCCUACUACACCCUCUUCCUGGCCUGGUCCAUCUACUACAUGGUGAAGUCCUGCUCCAGCGUCCUGCCCUGGACAACUUGUGGCAACAGCUGGAACACCGACCUGUGUAUUGACGACAUGAAUACAACCAGUAACGGGACAAAUAUGGCAGGGAACACAUCAGAACCUAUCACCAUAACCGAGCGUAGGGAAAAUGGAACUUCUGCUCGCACGCCUGCUGAGGAAUUUUUUCGGUACAAUGUGCUGAAUGUCUCAACUGGAUUGGAGGACGUGGGAGCUGUACAGUGGCACAUAGUUGGAUGUCUGUGUGCAUCCUAUGUAAUAAUCUUUCUAUGUUUAAUUCGUGGAAUCAAGUCUUCUGGUAAGGCUGUGUAUGUGACCGCACUCCUGCCGUACGCCCUCCUCCUCUCCAUCUUCAUCACAGUAAUGCAAGAGCCAGGUGCUCUAGAUGGCCUGUACCACUACGUCAUCCCUGACUUUAACAAACUACUUGACGUCCAGGUGUGGCUGGAAGCAUGUUUGCAAGUGUUCUAUUCACUGGGUGUUGGUUGUGGGAUGAUUGGCACUGCUGCCAGCUACAACAACUUCCAUGAACCAUGUCUCAGAGAUAGUGUCAUAUUGACGAUUAUCUCAGAAGGAACCAGUAUCUUCUGUGGCCUGGUGACGUUUGCUGCUCUCGGAGUCAUGUCACAGAGAACGGGCGUUCCCAUUGAAACUGUUGUCACAGGGGGUCCAGGUUUGGGAUUUGUGACCUAUCCAGACGCUCUCGCACAACUUCCGGUCCCUCAGCUGUGGUCAUUCAUGUUCUUUCUGAUGUUGUUCAUGGUUGGUUUGGAUUCACAGUUCCUGAGUACUGAAGUCAUUAUUACUGCCCUGAUUGACCAGUAUCCACGACAGCUGAGCAAGAAGAGGAUGUUUCUAACAGGAGGAUGCUGCCUGACAGUAUUUCUGAUUGGACUCAUCUUCUGUACCCAGGGAGGGCCGUACAUGUUUCAGCUGGUCGACUGGUAUGUGUUGUCUCUCGGGCCCAUGGUGAUAAGUACAAUGGAGUGUAUUGUCGUGUCGUGGAUAUAUGGUAUAACACGAAUUAGUAAAGACGUUGAGAUGAUGAUUGGCAAGCCACUGCCGAUGCCUGUAAAGAUCCUCUGGGCUCUGGUAACGCCGACAAUAUUGAUAAUCACUUUCAUCUUGACACUUCUCCGCUACCAGCCACCAACCUACGGCAAGUACGAGUUUCCUAGCUACGCCUCUGCAAUCGGCUGGUUCAUUGCAGUACUGCCCCUUCUACCGAUACCCCUCUACAUGGUCCUGACUGUCAGGAAGCACAUGGCUACCAAUUCCCUGAAGAAGAGUGUACGUCUUGCCUUAAUGCCUGAUGAUGAAUGGCGACCUGCGAACUACAGAAGCAGCAAGGUUACAGGAGGAAUCGACACGAUAACAACCAACUAG
Haliotis rubra (blacklip abalone) is the source of this 1456-nucleotide messenger RNA. Its product is annotated as sodium-dependent proline transporter-like. The transcript has 11 exons. Gene Ontology annotation, biological process: sodium ion transmembrane transport. Gene Ontology annotation, cellular component: membrane. The record is from RefSeq and is a predicted model, not a curated record. The coding region runs from base 5 to 1456 and encodes 483 amino acids. Gene Ontology annotation, molecular function: L-amino acid transmembrane transporter activity. NCBI's taxonomy places the organism in Eukaryota, Metazoa, Mollusca, Gastropoda, Lepetellida, Haliotidae.